AUGGAGCCGAACCGCAAGCAGGGUGACGCCGCCUCGUCCAAGCCCACCGCCGCCGACCUCGAAGGCGGCCUCCACGCGAUGCGGCUCAGCGAUCCCUCCUCGCCGCGACUGCAGCCGCGCCAUCCUGCGGCGGCCUCGUCGCUGCUGCUCGACCCGCAGCAGGUGCUCGCGCCGACCGCGGCGCCCGUCGAGCGGCCGCCGCCGCACGUGCCCCAGUCCUCGCCGAGAGAGAUCGCGCCGACGCCCGGCAUGCGGCUGCUGCCGGACCAGCACCAGCCACAACCGGAGGCGCGGAGCUCCUACGGCGGCGCCGAGCUCUCCCCAGCCGACCGCAUCCGAAGCAACUCGAGCGACUGGCUGAUCUCGAAGGCCCCGGCCGCGCCCACCCCAUCGGUGGCGCCGAAGCGGAGCAAGCUGAGCGCCAGCGCCAAAGAGUUCCACCCCACCUCCAUGCCCCACCUCUCGGUAGCGCAGUGGCCGUCGACGCCGAUCCCCAGCACCAGCCAGAAUGAAAACGGCAGCCUCACCGCGUACCACCCAUCCGCCCUUCUCGGAGCGCUGCGCGCUGACGCGGCUCUCCUCCGAUGGACGCGGGAGCAUGUCCGGGAUCGCCUGCUUCGCCCAGGCACGUUGGAUGCGGAUGCGGCUCUUCUGAUGUCCCCGGAGCUCUCGCCGCACGUGGUCCGCCUGCUUGAGGAGCGCGACGAGACGAUGCGGCGGUGCGUGCUCGCCAAGGUCAAGCCCUUCGUGCACACGGUCAUGGGGAGCCGCGAGGGGCACGCUGUGUUCCUCGAGUUGCUGCGCGCCUGCGAGGGGCGCUUCGACGAGCUCGAGGGCAUCGUCCAGGCCGCGUGCAACCGCAAGGGCUUUCUGAUGCGCGUCGUCCAGCAGAACCCCGGGGUGAUAGCUCUGAAGGAGCUCAUCAGGGUGGUGGCGCCGGUUCCUGAACUGCGCGAGACCCUCCUCGCCGGGCUCUUGAAUGAAUGCCUGAUGGGACAGAGCAAUGGUGAUGUGCUGCUUCACCACUGCUUCAUGUUUCUGCCUCAAGAGGAUUGCAAGAUUAUCAUCCGGCUCGCCGUCGCUUCCAUUGACGAGAUGCUGUCGUCUCCGAUCGGGUGCAACUGCCUGAGUGUGUGCUUGUCGAACGCAAGAGACGGCGAGCUCCAGGCUCUGGAGGAGAACAUCUCGAGGCGCGCCAUCGCAAUCGCCACGGAUCAAUGCGGCAUCAACUUCCUGCAGUACGCCCUGAGGUUCGGCAGCGAGGAGCUCAAGGUGCGCAUCGUGGAGCGCGUGGCGGAGAACAUCGUGGACCUGUCCAGGCACGGGGUGGGCAACUACGCGGUGCAGGCGUGCUUCCUCCUGACGGAGUCCGACGAGGCGAUGCGGCUCGUGCUCUCCGCGUUCCUGCUCCUGCGCCCCGGCGAGCUGGAGGCGCUGGUGCGAGACCCGCACGCCCCCUUCGUCCUCGCGAAGCUGCUCGACAAGGGCAAGCGCUACUCCCCGUUGCUCGCGGGGGAUCUGGCGAAGCGGAUCGAUGCGCUGCCGGCGGCGGUGCGGCAGGAGGAGCAUGCGACGAGGGUGUUGAUGUGGGUCAUCGACAGGCUGUUCCACAACUAG
This is a messenger RNA of Panicum virgatum (switchgrass), 1617 nucleotides long. RefSeq lists its product as uncharacterized. Gene Ontology annotation, cellular component: cytoplasm. The record is from RefSeq and is a predicted model, not a curated record. The transcript has 5 exons. Gene Ontology annotation, biological process: post-transcriptional regulation of gene expression. Gene Ontology annotation, molecular function: mRNA binding. Lineage: Eukaryota; Viridiplantae; Streptophyta; Magnoliopsida; Poales; Poaceae. Bases 1 to 1617 code for a protein of 538 amino acids.